UUCGUGAAGAAUGAACGUAAAUGUUCAACUGUCUGAUCAUAUUGGUUUGCUCUUGCUAUGGAAUGCGUUACUCCUAAGAAUUGUUAUCUGUGCUAAUGCAAUGCUAACGAUAAAUGAAAAUUCGACGUGUGCAGAUGUAAUGGAUUACGAAAAGUGCAAUUGUUCAAUUGGGAUUACUUCGUUGUUCGUAAAGUGUAAUGUAUCGGACUCAAUUUUCGAAGGACGAUUCACCAGAAACAAGUCAGCAUCAAUAGAAUGUAGCGGAAAGCCGAUGGAGAAUGGAACGUUGAAUAUAGGAAUGCGUAGCUCGGUACAACUGCGAAAUUGUGAAUACUUCUCCAAACCUAAGUCUCUGCGUCAGAUGCUGGAUAUAUUUGGCUCCAGCAAUGAAAGAAGCAUCGACAUUAAGUUUGACAAAUACACGAUUAUGGAUCUGUCUGACAAUUAUUUUCAAGGUUUCCGAGAUUUAACAACGCUUCGACUGGAUUUUGGAAUAGAAAAUUUACCAACAAGUUUGUUUAAAGAGUUGACGAUGCUCGAACGAUUAACACUGACAGCGCAGCUCAAAAAACUUCCAAAUGAUCUACUUAUAAAUCAAAAUCAACUCGUAGAGCUUAUUUUGAAAAACAAUCGCAUCGAGGAAAUUCCUUUCGAUUUCUUUCGUCAUCAAAACAACCUAAUCCACUUGGAUCUAAGCGCAAAUCGAUUGCAAUCCAUAGCUGAAAUCACAUUCGCAAACCUCACUUCGCUGAUACACCUAGACAUGAGUCAUAACGCCAUACAAUCCGUACAUGCGAAUGCCUUCCACAACAUGCAGAAGUUGAAAUACCUCAGUUUGAAAAGCAAUGAACUUACGCAUGUUCCACCAACACUACUAAAAGGAUUAACCCUGCUGGCUAAUCUGGACCUUUCCGCCAACCAGUUGCGACUUCUCCCACCGGAUCUACUUCGAAAUCAUACCCAGCUGUUCCGGUCAGAUUUGUCCAAAAAUGACAUCGAAACACUGCCAGAAAUGCUGUUCGAAACCAAUGCCGCACUGCAGUAUGUAAACAUCAGCCACAACAGUUUGAUAACACUGCCUAGUAAACUAUUUCACACGUUGCAGAAGCUGAUUUCGCUAGACCUGAGCAACAAUCAACUGAGUUCGCUGGAUCCGGACAUAUUUGAGCAGAGCCCGUACGUGAUAUUCCUGUACCUCCAAAACAACCAUCUGUGGUUCGCUGGGUCCCUGUACCGCAACGAGCAUGAUCUGGAGGAGAGCUCAUUUUCCCCCUUCUGGCCCAUUAGAAUGCAGCUUCGGGAACUCAACCUUCGAAACAACAGCAUUGAUCGUGUAGACAUCGCUUGGAUCGAGUCACCAGAGUUGAAAAAACUGGAUCUCAGCUACAACAAGCUGUCCAAGUUCGACAAUGAUGACUUCAAAUUUAGGUCCAACGAAAUGGUCGUCGAUCUGGAGUUCAACCAAAUAGCUAUGCUUUCGCUGAUGGCAAUGGACGCUACAAAAGGCAGCGAUGGAUUUAACCUGUUCAAACUGAACCACAAUCCACUGAACUGUGACUGCCAGGUAACUUCGUUUGUUCAGUUUCUACAAAUGACCGGGCACGUCUAUCGAAGAUGGAGGUUUACUGUUGAUCAUCUGCGAUGCGUUGAACCAGAUCUCAAUCGGGGUAUCAAUGUGGUUAAAGUGAAUGUUGCAAAUCUGCUCUGCAAAAUAGAUGAACAUUGCCCGGAACGAUGUAGUUGCUUUGUGCGAAAAAGUAACGAAUCCGUGCUGGUGAACUGCGAACAAAAGAAUCUCACAAAACUGCCAAAUCUGACAAACGUUAGUCUUAAUUUCAACGACGUGGAGUUGUAUCUGAAAAACAACAGUAUAAAAUCGUUUGAUUUGCCAACUUCUUGUGGCUACGAGAAGGUGAAGAAAUUCGAUGCAAGCUACAAUCAAUUUCAAAACUUGUCUUCCGAUCUGCUGUUGGGAGUGAAGAUACUUGACAUAUCUAACAAUAAUCUCAGCAGUUUUAUAGAACUGACCAACCUGCUUAACAAUAGUCGUCAGCUGAGCAGUGUGAAGCUUUCGUCAAACCCAUGGCAGUGUGACUGCCCAUCGAUAGACCACUUAAGAGUUAUACAAACCACCUCCGAUCGCAUUGAAGACAGCAAGUAUAUGCGAUGCUCAGAUGGUCGUGAUCUGAAUCUUCUCACGGUUAGUGACGUUUGCCACGUGGAUGUAAUCACCACGAUCAUCAUUUCGAUGUGUCUCGUGAUAAUCCUGAUAUUACUGAUCACUUUCGUCGCGUAUGCAUAUCAGAUUGAAAUCAAGAUUUGGUUGUUCACCAACAAUCUAUGCUUGCGACUAGUAACCGAGGAGGAAAUCGAUAAGGACAAACUUUACGACGCAUUUGUAUCCUACUGCCAUCAGGAUGAAGAGUUCGUCAGUUCAACGUUGGUGCCUCGAUUGGAAACCGCUCCGAUGAAUUUGAAGGUUUGCUGGCAUAUGCGGGACUGGAAUCCUGGGGAGGUGAUCACUACUCAGAUCGUGCAUUCCAUCGAAAACUCCCGACGAACGAUCGUAGUGCUGUCCAGAGAUUUCCUCGAAUCCAGUUGGGGCCAAUUGGAGUUCCGGACGGCCCACGUAAGCUCCAUGGCAGAGAAGCGAGUGCGCGUCAUAAUCAUCAUCUACGGAGAUCUGGGCGAUGAAGAUCGGAUCGAUUCGGAGAUGAAGGCAUACCUUAAAACGAAUACCUACAUUAAGUGGGGGGAUCCAUGGUUUUGGCAAAAGCUACGAUAUGCCAUGCCACAUCCUGCACGAGUGAAAGGAGUUCGGUGGUACAGAGAGAGGAAUAGGGUCGAUAUUGCACCUACCGUGGAAGUGAAUUGAUACUGUGGAUCAUGAGUGGUUAGAUCCAAACUGCCAAAAUAGAAAAUAUUUACAAUAUAUGUCGUUAUACUGGUCACCAGUGUUGACCAGACUCAUUUCCCCGAAAUUCGAAUUGUGAAGCCAUGAACUGUUAUAACUGUGCGUUGUA
Aedes aegypti (yellow fever mosquito) is the source of this 3023-nucleotide messenger RNA. RefSeq names its product protein toll. The record is from RefSeq and is a predicted model, not a curated record. The coding region runs from base 11 to 2875 and encodes 954 amino acids. Gene Ontology annotation, molecular function: protein binding; transmembrane signaling receptor activity. The transcript is spliced from 3 exons. Lineage: Eukaryota; Metazoa; Arthropoda; Insecta; Diptera; Culicidae. Gene Ontology annotation, biological process: toll-like receptor signaling pathway; immune response. Gene Ontology annotation, cellular component: membrane.